Messenger RNA from Trichoderma aggressivum f. europaeum, 1332 nucleotides. RefSeq lists its product as uncharacterized. The transcript is spliced from 3 exons. Lineage: Eukaryota; Fungi; Ascomycota; Sordariomycetes; Hypocreales; Hypocreaceae. Bases 1 to 1332 code for a protein of 443 amino acids. The record is from RefSeq and is a predicted model, not a curated record. Gene Ontology annotation, molecular function: RNA binding.
AUGGCCAAGUCCACCAAGGUCAAGGAGUCCAAGAAGGCUGUCGCCGCUGAGCCUGUCAAGGCCGUCGCUGCCAAGGCUGCCACUUCCAAGAAGGUUGCCAAGGAGGAGCCCUCCAAGAAGUCCAAGAAGAAGGAGCCCGAAUCCUCUGACGAGUCUUCUGAGGAGGAGGAGGACUCUGACUCUGCCAGCGAGAGCGAGUCUGAGUCUGAAUCCGAGUCUGAGGAGGAGACCACCAAGAAGCCCACCAAGAAGGAGGCCAAGAAGCCUGCCAAGAAGGAGGAGUCUGAGUCCGAGUCCGAGUCCGAGUCCGAGUCUGAUGACUCUGAGUCCGAUGAGGAGGAGACCAAGAAGCCUGCCGUGAACGGCAAGGCCAAGGCUGAGGAGUCUGAGGACUCUGAGUCCGAGUCCGACUCCGAUGAGAAGCCUGCUGCCAAGGCGUCCAAGUCUGAUGACAGCGAUGACUCUGAGGAGGACUCUGACGACUCUUCCGACGACGAGGAAGAGGAAAAGAAGGCUGAGCCUUCCAAGAAGCGCAAGGCCGAUGAGGAGAUCGAUACCUCUGCCAAGAAGACCAAGGUCGACAGCAACGCUGCCCCUACACUCUUUGCCGGCAGCUUGGCCUGGAGCGUUGAUGACGAUGCCCUCUACCAGGCAUUCCAGUCUUUCGAUGGCCUUGUUAGUGCUCGUGUUGUUACCGAGAAGGGCACUGGCCGCAGCCGUGGCUUUGGCUAUGUCGACUUCAAGGAUGCUGAGUCUGCUCAAGUUGCCUACGAGGCCAUGCAGGGCCAGGAUGUUGGCGGCCGUAACAUCAACCUCGACUACGCCAACGCCCGCCCUGAAGGUUCCGACCCCCAGGGCCGCGCUGCCGACCGUGCUAAGAAGCACGGUGACACCCUCAGCACCGAGAGCGACACCCUGUUCGUCGGCAACCUGCCCUUCGACACCGAUCAGGAUACCGUUACCCAGUUCUUCAACGAAGUCGCCGCUGUCACCAGUGUUCGACUGCCCACUGACCCUGAGAGUGGUAACCUGAAGGGCUUUGGUUAUGUCUCCUUCGGCUCCGUUGAGGAUGCCAAGGCUGCCCUCGACGCCAAGAACGGUGCUACUAUUGGCCACGGCAGAUUUGCCCGCAGCCUGCGACUUGACUUCUCAAGCCCUCGUCCUCAGGGCGGUGCUGGCGGUCGUGGCGGCUUCGGUGGUGGCCGUGGAGGUCCCCGUGGAGGCGGUCGCGGUGGCCGCGGUGGCCGCGGUGGUUUCGGCGGUGGUCGUGGCGGCAACUUUAGUGCUGUGAACCGCACCAAGCCCGCUGGCACCAAGAUCUCCUUCGACUAA